Molecule: messenger RNA, 732 nt
Organism: Tricharina praecox
Lineage: Eukaryota; Fungi; Ascomycota; Pezizomycetes; Pezizales; Pyronemataceae
Product: ribonuclease H-like domain-containing protein
Exons: 1
Coding region: 1-732 (243 amino acids)
Biological process (GO): rRNA processing; ribosomal large subunit assembly
Cellular component (GO): nucleus
Molecular function (GO): nucleic acid binding; exonuclease activity
Source: RefSeq, a predicted model, not a curated record
AUGAGCCGCAACGCCCCGGGCUGCGUGGUGUUCGAGGAGCACAACGUCGAGGACAUCCUCGCGUUGGAAGCCAACCUUGCGUUCGCCAGGACGCCGGUCCCCAUCCACGGUUGCUUCAAGCGCCGCGCCGUAGUCAUCGACUGCGAGAUGGGCGGGGACCAGUUCGGCCAGUCGGAGCUGAUCCUGCUCAGCGUGGUGGACUUCUUUACCGGGGAGGUGCUGGUCGACUCCCUGGUGGACCCCUCGACCGCGGUCACGGACUGGCGCACGCGCUGUUCCAGUGUCACGGGCGAGGCCAUGGACGCGGCCAGGGCGAGCGGGAACGUCCUCCGGAGCUGGCAGGGGGCGUGGGAUCGCCUGCUGCAAUUCAUCGACUCGGAAACGGUCGUGGUGGGGUUCGCGCUCGAGAACAACCUGGAUCAGCUACGGCUGAUCCAUCCGAACGUCGUUGAUGCGCGGCUGGCGAUCCCGCGGCUCCUGGGCGGGGGGAAGCACGGUGUGCGUGCGUUGAUGGCGGAGCUGCUCGGCAAGGAUGUGCAGAACCCCGACAGCGACGGGCAUAACUGCCUAGAGGAUGUGUUUGCCGCAAGGGAACUCAUCCUUUGGUGUGUUAUGAACCCGGAGAAGCUGGAGGUGAGAAAGCUACAGAGUCAGCAGCUUCUCGACGCUCACAUCGAGCGCAUCAGAGCCACGGCGGGGAAGUGGCCGAAGCAGAUGGAGCUGGGCGACUAG